CGCCCUAACUGUAAUUAAAUGGAGACGCACGGCGGAGGAACCCUCCGUUCCCGCAGCUCUCAGUCCCCUUCACCUUCCCACUCCGCUUCCGCCUCCGCCACCUCUUCCAUCCGCAAGCGCAAGCUCGCGUCUGAUGACCACGCGCCUCCCUUUCCCCCUUCUUCCUUCUCCGCCGACACGCGCGACGGCGCCCUCACCUCCAAUGACGACCUCGAGAGCGUCUCCGCCCGCGGCGCCGACUCCGACUCCGAGGACGACUACGACAACGACAACGACAACGAUUCCUCCAUGCGCACCUUCACCGCUGCAAGGCUCAGCAACCCUCCCUCCGCGCCACGCAACACCAAGCUCAAGACCGAUAAUUCCAACGUUAAGAUCGAGAAUUCCGAUGGCGCCAAAGACGCCGCACCCGCCGGGGCUGGUGCCGUCGGCGCCGCCGCCACCGGCAGCUCCGUCCCCGGCAUCGUGGUUAAGGAGGACGCAACUAAGAUAUUCACUGAUAAUUUACAAACUAGUGGUGCUUACAGCGCUAGGGAAGAGAGUCUCAGGAAAGAGGAGGAAGCAGGAAGGCUCAAAUUCGUAUGCUGUUCGAAUGAUGGCAUUGAUGAACAUAUGAUUUGGUUGAUAGGAUUGAAGAAUAUAUUUGGUAAGCAACUUCCAAAUAUGCCCAAGGAGUACAUUGUCCAACUUGUUAUGGAUAGGAGUCAUAAGUCUGUAAUGGUCAUAAGGCGUAAUCAUGUUGUUGGAGGCAUUACAUAUCGCCCAUAUGCAAGCCAGAAGUUUGGUGAGAUAGCCUUUUGUGCAAUUACAGCUGAUGAGCAAGUAAAAGGUUAUGGUACCAGAUUGAUGAAUCACUUAAAACAGCAUGCACGUGAUAAAGAUGGGUUGACACAUUUUCUCACAUAUGCUGACAAUCAUGCUGUUGGCUAUUUUAUCAAACAGGGAUUUACAAAAGAGAUUCACUUGGAGAAAGAUCGAUGGCAAGGUUAUAUAAAGGAUUAUGAUGGGGGGAUUCUCAUGGAAUGCAAGAUUGAUCCAAAGCUCCCUUACACUGAAUUGUCACCUAUGUUCCGUCGUCAAAGGCAGGCAAUUGAUGAAAAGAUCAGAGAGCUGUCAAACUGUCACAUUGUUUAUACUGGAAUUGAUUUUCAGAAGAAAGAAGCUGGUAUUCCCAAAAAAAUUAUUGAGGACAUCCCUGGUUUGAGAGAGGCUGGAUGGACUCCUGAUCAGUGGGGUCAUUCACGAUUCAGAACUGUAAGUGGUUCCACUGACAGUUUGACCGCGUUUAUGCGUUCCCUUCUAAAGUCAAUGCACGAUCAUGCUGAUGCUUGGCCGUUCAAGGAACCAGUUGAUGCACGGGAUGUUCCUGAUUAUUAUGACAUCAUCAAAGAUCCAGUGGAUUUGAAGACAAUGACUAAGAGGGUGGAGUCAGAGCAAUAUUAUGUCACAUUUGAGAUGUUUCUUGCGGAUGUCAGAAGAAUGUUUGCGAAUGCACGCACUUAUAAUUCUCCAGAAACCAUUUAUUACAAAUGUUCUACAAGGCUUGAAGCUCACUUUCAAUUGGUUGGUGGCCUUCUCCCUGGUCAUGGUAAUGAUUGGCCACUUUAUUAUAAAGUUCUUUUUGCUUGAAAUUGGAGCAUGGCUACUUUUUAUAUUUCUGGAGACCUACACAAGGAUGUUUUGGUCAGCAGAGUCACUUUACUAUAACCCAGUUUGGCAUUUUAUAGUUGCAACUUGGGAAACUCUUGUUUACAGCCUGUUGAGAUAUAUAGUCCCACAUUGGUUGUAUAAGCAACUAAUGUGGAGUUUAUAAGGCUUUGGGUACUCUUACCCUUUGAGCUAGCUUUUGGGGUAGUGUAUCCCAAGGUUCUUUACAUGGUAUCAGAGCCUCGGUGUACCGGGUUCGAUCCUCACCGCCCCCCACUUUCUUUCUAGUGGAAUUUCUUUCUUCGCAUAGGUAGGUGGGCCUGUGCAUCGUCCACCCUUUAAGUCCAGUGGGCUCUCGUGUGAGGGAGUGUGUUGAGAUAUAUAAAAUCUUUAAUGUAGCCUCACCCAAUAGCUUAAGCUUUUGGGUUGAAUUGGCCAAGGUUCUUUACACAGCCCAAUCCUGGAUCUUGACAGGUAAUUUGACCAUUUUUCUUUCAUACUUCCAACCAAAUUCAAGUAUCUGAUAUAAGUUAAAACCUUUUCUUUAGUUGCUUUUAAUAUCCAUUUUGAUAUAAGCUAGAUAAGUGUAAUUGUGUGGUUUUAUGACUUUUUGCGGCUGGGGAUGCAUUUCUGCCCUUUGCUUCAUCUAAUACACAUAAUAACUUAUUGAAAGCAUUAAUUGCAUAAUUAGAAACUUGCUAAUGUUCUUCAUUUUCCUUUCUUUCUAUCAAGAUUCAGACCUGCAGUUCAUUUUUUGUUUUCAAUUUAGAUUUAUAUUUUUUCUGUUUGUUCCUUCUCAUUCAAAAUUUCUGAAUAUGACCUGUUGCUUUAUUUUCUCUAAACAAUGCCAACAAGUCAACCGAAUCCAACUGAACCGGUUGACUUGUGGGCAUUGGUUCAGAACCAAUUCGGAUAUACAAACUAGUUUCGAAUCAGUUUUCUUAACUAGUUUUUUUGGUUCAACUGGUUCGCUUCUCAAAACUGGUUCAGAAAAAUAUAAUUCAGUUCGAUUAUUUUGCACAGCCCUACAAGUCACUAACUUACUCAUUAUGAGAAUAGUGAGAUUUUAUGGAAUAUUGAGAUAUUGAUAUAUGGUUAUUUUGUUGAUUGAAACAGAUGGGCUAUUCCCCUUGGUAUAAUACUGUCAUUUUUCAUACUUUAUUGGCGGUGUUAUGGGAAAAGGAAACAUGGAUCCCGGUGGCUAUUACCUUUAUACAGCAGCAAUAAAAAUGGUCCAAAUAGGCCAAGAACAGACUAAAACCUAUGAUAACUGCAGUUGCAGACAUGCUUUAAGAAUUUGGUAUGCUGCUCUCAUAAAUUCAUUCCUUUUUGGCGACCUUUUUCUUUUUUUUUGUACAUGGAGCCCGCCUGCCCCCUUCUUCUUGAAAAGUUCUUUUGCACAGAAGAGUCUAAAAAAAGGUUAUCAGAGGGUGAUUGACCUCUUUGGCAGCUUCUGUAACUUUAGCAUAUUCAAAAAUGUUCUUUGCUUCCACAACAUGUUGAUUUUACAAAUGAUUAUUACUUGGCAGUUAUUUAUGUUAGAUCUUAGAUUAAAUUGGAUUUAGAUACAUAUGUUGGGUCCACCAUCUCAUGUAUUGACUGGUAAACAGGUAAAUUCAAACAAGAAAGAAAA
Molecule: messenger RNA, 3280 nt
Organism: Gastrolobium bilobum
Lineage: Eukaryota; Viridiplantae; Streptophyta; Magnoliopsida; Fabales; Fabaceae
Product: histone acetyltransferase GCN5-like
Exons: 13
Coding region: 19-1629 (536 amino acids)
Biological process (GO): chromatin remodeling; positive regulation of transcription by RNA polymerase II
Cellular component (GO): histone acetyltransferase complex
Molecular function (GO): protein binding; histone H3 acetyltransferase activity
Source: RefSeq, a predicted model, not a curated record